This is a messenger RNA of Folsomia candida, 1627 nucleotides long. RefSeq names its product ceramide synthase 6. Gene Ontology annotation, cellular component: membrane. The transcript is spliced from 13 exons. Bases 343 to 1473 code for a protein of 376 amino acids. Gene Ontology annotation, biological process: ceramide biosynthetic process. NCBI's taxonomy places the organism in Eukaryota, Metazoa, Arthropoda, Collembola, Entomobryomorpha, Isotomidae. Gene Ontology annotation, molecular function: sphingosine N-acyltransferase activity. The record is from RefSeq and is a predicted model, not a curated record.
UCCACAAGAAUUUAUUUGCAUUGUUAUCAUCACCAGACAAUUAUUAGCCAAUGCACACUUUGUUUGUGUGAUCAAACCUGUCUGAAUCACUCAUCAAACACAUUUCACUUACUCACUCGCUAAUAGUUACCAAUGUAGAUAGACAGCAAAGCAAUGAGAUUGAUAGCAAUCAAUUUUUGAUGGGUGGACAUUUAAAUCCAACUGCAAUCAUUGUUCAAGCCAAACAGUUUGCAUGUUCUUCACUUCUCCGAUGAAGUUUCUCAACUGAACACACUCUACCUGGACUGACUGAAGAAUCUUUGCCAGUAUUGGCGACAAGACAAAUAAUAAUUAAGAGUCAAAAUGGUGGUCAGAGCAUUUCUCGACUGGUUCUGGAACCCUGAUGUGUGGCUUCCUCCAGGAAUUGACUGGAAAGACAUAGUUCCAAAUGAGAAGAUCAGAUACCCUGACCAGGGCGACCUACUAUAUCCUAUUCCUUUCGCUCUCGUGUUGAUCUGUGUGCGGUAUUUAAUAGAAAAAAUGAUACUCUACCCUUGGGGGCAAUUUCUUGGGUUGAAGAAAGUGAAUAAAAAGACAUUGUCUCUUCCGUCAAAUGAAGUACUGGAGAAAGCGUAUAAAAAUAAGAAAUCCAAGUUUACUCAUAAAGAAAUGGAAUCUCUAGUGAAGAGAACAGAUAUGGAUCUGAGACAAGUGGAGAGAUGGCUGAGAAAGAGGUCGGGAUUAGACAAGCCAUCAACUCUGACAAAGUUCAGUGAAAGCGGAUGGAGAUGCAUUUGUUACCUUGCCUCGACGAUAAUAGGGACAUACAUUCUGUGGGAUAAACCAUACUUUUGGGAUAUUAAUCACUGCUGGUAUGAUUAUCCUCACCAUAGUGUUCCCAACGACGUUUGGUGGUAUUACGCAUUCGGCUCCAGUUUUUAUUGGAGCUUAUUGAUUACUCAGACAUUCGAUGUGAAACGCAAGGAUUUCUGGGGAAUGUUUGGACAUCAUGUUGUUACCAUUACUCUUCUGGCAUUCUCUUGGUUCUGCAACUUGACUAGAAUAGGAACUAUUGUGUUAUUGUUGCAUGAUUGUGCUGACGCAUUCUUGGAGGCUGCUAAAAUGUGCAAGUAUUCAAAAUACGACAAACUUGGGGAUGUCAUAUUCUCAAUUUUUGUCGUCAUUUGGAUCGUCACAAGGCUGGGAAUUUUCCCUAUCUACAUUCUCAACAGUACGCUCAUUGAGGCUCCGAAAAUUAUUCCCAUGUUCGCCGCUUACUACAUUUUUAAUGGAAUGCUUACCAUAUUGCUCUGCCUCCACGUAUUUUGGACUUACUUUAUUUGCAAAGUUGCCUUUAAAGCUUUGGCUUCAGGAAAGGUCGAAGACACCAGAAGUUCAAGCGAAUCUGCUAAUGAUGACAGUGAAAGUGAGGAUUCUGUUGAAAAUAGCAGUAUAGCCAACCACAAUAAGAAUCAUCAUGUAAAAACGUCUUAGAGAUAGCACGGAACAAUACUUGACCACAUUCUUCAUAAUAAUAAUUAUACUGCAUAAUAAUGGAUGCCAUCAGCUUUAUCCUGUCGUCAGAUCAGUAUCAUCAAAUACGUCUUCAACGCUACUACCAAUAAAAAUCCACCGACUCGGGUAACAA